UUUCACAAUCCUCUUCUUGUUUUCUUGUCCACUUCUUGCCAGUUACUGAAAAUGACUUGGCUUAUGUGGACCUGCCAUUCACAUUUCGGAGUUUACUGAUUUGAGUUUUUGGGUUGAUCUUGCACUCAGAAAAAGGAUAGUUUUGAGUCGGUGGUUAUGGAGCACCUGAGAUUGAAUGGAGCAUAUUUGGGAUUGACCACUCUAGAUCUUCUUGAAAACUUGACACCGUGGAUUCAAAUGAAGUUGUUUUGUGGAUCCUGCAAUGCUAGCUUGAGUCUGCUUCACUCUAAGGGACAAAGUGCAUGUCACCUACGGCUGCCUAUACGAGUGUCUUUGGUGGAAACACGGGACAUGUUCCGCAUCUGCUGUAUACGCUCGGUGCCGUGCAAGUUUUGGCCCCUUUUUGACAAGUUACAUGUUCUUGACAUCAACAAGGAGACAGAUUGUAUCCUUUGGAAUGAAACAUCAAAGCACUGCAAAACGACGAUGGAUCUUUCUCUGGGGAUAUAUGGGGCGAAGUUGAUGCUCGUUUCCCUCCGAAGAUUCAGUAAAUGUGGAGAAGGCUAUAGGUUAUAUAGUGAGUCGCAAAACUUUGGAUGGCGGGUUUGGUUGCACUCCUGGUGCAGAGUCUCAUGAAGGGCAAAGUGUGUCAUAACCUUACGCCGGAUCUCUUUCGCUGGUUUCUAAUUUCUGAUUGGUGCUUAGUAAGUCAUGUAUUUGCUUAAAUA
Eucalyptus grandis is the source of this 728-nucleotide messenger RNA. RefSeq lists its product as uncharacterized. The record is from RefSeq and is a predicted model, not a curated record. Bases 157 to 636 code for a protein of 159 amino acids. Lineage: Eukaryota; Viridiplantae; Streptophyta; Magnoliopsida; Myrtales; Myrtaceae. The transcript has 3 exons.